AUGUCGAAUACAGGCGGAGAUGAUGGUGACGGCAACGCGCCACCAUCUGCUGAGAUAACAUCGGACACGCUUCAAAACCAGACAGAUGAAAGCACAGCAGAAGAGCCAGGAAGAUUGGGCGGAACAGCAACUCAAUCUAGGCCGGACAAUGGCGGUGGGCCGUCCUCUGAGCCAGCGGCGGCCGGACAACGAGACUCGGACGAUGGAGGCACGCAAGAUAUAAGUGCGACCGUGGGCCCGCAACAGGUAGAUGAUCCAGAGGCUACCCCAGUGCCUCCAAGACGAGCGCGACCACAAGGGUCGGACACCAGCGCGGAACAAACACCUUCGCCAUCUCAGUCCGGGCCUGAAACACCAUCACGCCCCGGUGGCUUCAUGUCAAGUUUGACCAGAUGGAUCGGUGGUACACCCACACCCAGGUCCCGACAAUCUUCCACAACCGCGGGUGGCAGCACAGGCAAUGUGACCCCGACUUCCUCCAACCCGGCAGGAUCAACUCGGUCUCGGCCUGGUUCCUUCAUAGAGGAGACAGCAACCCCAUCUACCGUAUUAUCGACUCCCGGCCUUGUUGGCCCCUCCCGUAGUAGGCUCAACAGUCAAGGCAGUAGUUCACAAGGGAGUGCAGGACCUUCCUCACAGAGACCCGAAGCUGGCUCCCGACAGACGCGCGCUAAUACGGGGCUCUCAGUCAAUACUGAGGCUGGCGAUUUCGAAGCCGUAGGAGAGAACACCCCCACCCCCAUCGGAGCACGGGGCCAUCCCUUUUCCGCGGGCGCAGAUGACAACGCAGACAGCUUACCUACCACUCCCUUCGACCCGCAGUGGGAGCUCACCAGACGUAACCGCUCCUUGCUCGGUAUAUAUGAAAUAAUCAGGACCCGGGGAGUCGCGACAAAUUUCACGUCAUGGGACGAAGGCCGUGACAGGAUAAGGGAGUGGAGAUUCCAGAUAGGCACCAGCACUCUGGACGUCAUGGCAGAUGAGGGAGUGGCGAGCAUGAGGGAUGUCCUCGCAAGGGCUGGGGCAAACGUUCCGGAUGUUAUCCAGGCUCAAAUUCUCCAGGAAGUGCGGAGAAGAGGACACGCGACUAGGGACACAGUGAACAAUGCACUCGUCGACGAGACGGCUUUUCUGGACAGGACGGCCAAUAAUAUAGUGGAUCUCAUUGACAGUGCGAAUACACAAGGCCGCCAGAGAGGCGCCUCAAGCACGCGAUCGUUCGGGUCACAAUCGUCGCAGCCGGAACCCGCUCCAAUGGAGCGCAGAGCGUUGAUGAGGAACACGAGGGAACAACUCGUAGACAUCGUUCUGGCCACAGAGCAGCGACGUUUGGACAACGCAGACCGCGUGGCUGAGCUCGAAGAUGAGGCGGCUGCAACUGCAGAGACACACGAGACAGAACUCAGGCGUGGCCAGGCUGAAGCGAAUAACCUUCGGGCCGAACACCGAAGACAAAUCCAAGAUCUUCAAACCGAGUUGGACUACUAUCGUGAUCUUGUAGAGGGAGGCGGCGUCUCAGCCGAUCCACCAGUAGCACAAGCUCCGGUGCCGCCGUCGCCAUCUCAAAGCGAGUCUCAAGAAUCCGCGCAUUCCACUCGACCCAGAUCGCAGACGGGAUCGCCACCCAGAUCACCAGCGCGCGAACAGGCCUUUGAGGACCUCAGGACCAUUUUCGCCGACAUGGUAAGGCACGAGGGUCUGAUGCGGCGGCUUCAAGAAAGGGCCGGCCUCGAACCUGAGCCUGCGGAUGCCGCCACGCCGCCAUGGUCGGUCAACGCUCAGCUGUCCAGGGCCGGGCUUCUACUCCAGCUCCGCACCGUCGCCGGCGAGAGAAAUGAAGCCAGGGAGAGCGAGAACCGGCUCCAGGCGCGGGUCGACGCGCUCGAAGCUGCGAGAGCUUCUCCUCCCAGCCAACGAAACAGUGGACUGUUUGCCAACUUAUUCGGAGGUAACCGCCAAAGACAGCCAUCCAGUGCCGAUUCGGGAAGCCGAUCGGGCUCGCACGGAAAUCUAGACACGCCUACCAUGAAUUUGGCUGACGAGCUAGAGGCUCAAGGCAGUGGACAAUCAAGUGCUGUGAGUGGGCAACCAAGUGCUUCUGGGAGGCAAUUAGAGGCGUCCGGAAGGCAAUCGAGUGCGUCCGAGAGGCAAUCAAAUGCUUCUAGCAGCCAAUCUUGGGCGUCGGCGAGGCAGUCAGGGGCGUCCGAUGGACAACCAGAGGCUGCGAAUCCCGCGCCUCUCCGCGUGAUUCCCGAAUGGUUGGCCACACACCCUAACGAACCUUGCGGCGACUGCGUCCCAACAUUCCGUUUCCCCCCGGAUCUGGGUGAGCUGCCAACCUGUGGCUGCACGUGCGAUCUCGCUCUGGGGAACCCGCCGCCGUCUGCGGCGGGGUCGUCGAGGUCGGGGUCGUCGAGGUCCAGGGCUAGUAGCAACCGCAGUGUGAGGUUUGCAGACGACGGGACCACGGGAGACCAAAACAACGGCAGGAGGAGGCCCGAUCCACUCGAUUUGUCCGCACUCACCAUCACUGAAGAGGACGACGCUGAUCGGCCAGGCACACCGUACCCGGCGGGAGCGGACGGCGGCCAACCUGGCGCCUCAGCCUCGGAUGCGCAGUUGGAGGCCCCGGUGCUGGCAAUAUCUGGUGGCGCACGUAGCGCGAGAUGCCCCUGCUGUGGCAGGGGCGCAUAUGGCAAUCCUCCUGCGGCUGGAGGGCCACAGGUCGCUUUCUACACUUGUAGAAACAUGGCCGGGCAACGAGAGCCUCCACCAGCCGAGGCGCCCAUGAGCCUUGCCGAGGGUCUGAGGGACGUCUUCGCGUCGGCGGCUGGCAUUGUUGCCCCUGGGGCAAGAAACAGAGCAAACACAGACCCUCUUCCUGGACGCGGACCUGGCGCCCCUGCGGUGCCGGUGGGAGGACCAAGAGGAAACGCAGGCCCCCCUCCGGUUGGCGUCCCAGGAAUACCACCCCGGGCCCAUGGUGAUUUGCCAGGCCGUAGGCGGGCACCUCGAGACCCGAUGAUGACGAUCCUGACACUGUUUUGGGACUUGCUGCUCCUCCCACUGCUAAAGAUUCGUGACUUCUUUUGGGUCUUAUGGUCGAUGCUGCGACUGUUAUGGGAAUAUGCCUUAUACCUCAAUCUGCGAUAUGUGGCGCAGCGGAACGUGAUACGCCCCAUCCCUAUCGGAAUUUCGAUGUUGGGGAUCUGGCAGAUUGUGGCGUGGAUCGUAGGCUUAUGGUUCAUCACGAUACUCAUCGCCGUGUACGAGGAGAGGAGGAUAUGGAAGGCUGCGAACGCUCAUAUCACGGCGGCAUACGUCAGAGGGGCCGUACUCCGCAGGCCGUACCCGUGGUGGUCGGUGUUCCAGAUUGACUAUGGCUUACUGAGGCCAGCUUUCGGCAGAUUUUCCGAGUGGCUUCAUGGAUGGUAUUUUGGUAGAUAG
Diaporthe amygdali is the source of this 3447-nucleotide messenger RNA. RefSeq lists its product as uncharacterized. The record is from RefSeq and is a predicted model, not a curated record. NCBI's taxonomy places the organism in Eukaryota, Fungi, Ascomycota, Sordariomycetes, Diaporthales, Diaporthaceae. Bases 1 to 3447 code for a protein of 1148 amino acids. The transcript has a single exon.